This is a messenger RNA of Ochlerotatus camptorhynchus, 6101 nucleotides long. It is a transcript of the gene clu, whose product is annotated as clustered mitochondria protein homolog. Lineage: Eukaryota; Metazoa; Arthropoda; Insecta; Diptera; Culicidae. Gene Ontology annotation, molecular function: mRNA binding; protein binding. The record is from RefSeq and is a predicted model, not a curated record. Gene Ontology annotation, cellular component: cytoplasm. Gene Ontology annotation, biological process: intracellular distribution of mitochondria. Bases 519 to 4871 code for a protein of 1450 amino acids. The transcript has 6 exons.
CGCUUUUAGUUUGCAAAUCUUGUACAUUUAACUGGCCCUAGAUGCUGGUUGUGAAUUCUUCCUACUAGGACGAUCAAUUUCGCAUUACCAUUUUGCGAGAUUGAUUGCGAAAUUAUUGGUGAAGAGUGUUCCAUCGUGCGUUGCCGUUGUCUUCUUGAUUUGACAGCUUUCGGCUGCUUGCAGUGGUAGUAGUGCGGAGUGUCUCCAACCGCGAUGUAAUAUUCCUUCUGGUGUGUGCUCGAGCUCGCAGUUGGAUUCUCCCGUCGCGUAGUGAAGGUAGUGAUUUUAUUCCGUUCUUGAAACACGCGAUACUCGGUUGUGGAAUCCUCCAUCCAAAGGAGGACAAAGUGUGAGUGUGCGAUUCCGCAAGAAGGAUUGUUCCUGCUUCCUGGCUGUUCGGGGUAGCUUCCGAAAAAGUGCAGAAAGGGUGCAUGUGUGGUUGGAAGGUGUGACUUUGGGAGUGAAAUUACGUGAAUAGAUAGUGCAGGAUUUUUCCGCAAGGAAGCACCGAAGAAACGAUGGCACUCGGAACGGAGAAAGUCGAACAGGAUUCGGUGGCGGUACCGGUUGCGGCCAAAGGUGGACCGACUGCCAACGCGGAGCCGAAGAAAAAAGGAAACAACAAAAAGCAAAAGAACGGCAAAGAUAAGGAACCAACACCCCCGCCAGCACCCGCCAAGGAGGCUCUAGUCAACGGACAUAACGAUUCUGCCGUCAUCGAAGGUAUGAACGGUCACACUUCGGAAGGUGAGCAACAGCAGGAGAAGGACAAAGCAUCGGAAGACAAGAAGAAGUCCGAAUCGGAAGUGAUGGAGAUCAUUCAGGACGCGGGGUUCACGGUGCAGAUCCUAUCGCCGGGAGUUGAGCCCCUGUCGAUUCAGGUUUCCAGCAUGGAACUGGUGCAGGAGAUCCACCAGUUGCUGAUGGACCGGGAGGACACGUGCCAUCGGACGUGUUUCUCGCUGCAGUUGGAUGGAGUUACGUUGGAUAACUUUGCUGAGUUGAAGAAUAUCGAGGGAUUGAAGGAAGGUUCGGUGAUUAAGGUUGUGGAAGAGCCGUACACGAUGCGUGAGGCAAGAAUUCAUGUUCGACAUGUGCGGGAUCUGUUGAAGUCGAUGGAUCCGGCUGAUGCCUACAACGGAGUGGAUUGCAGUUCGCUGACGUUCCUGCACACUAUUACUCAGGGCGACAUUCUGGAAAAGAAGAAGGGUCGUUCUGAGAGUGUGGAUUGUACUCCUCCGGAGCAUAUCAUGCCAGGAGCAAAGGACAGGCCAUUACUUCCACUGCAGCCGGGAGUAGGCAAAAAGGGACCCCAACCAAUCAAGGUGUUAACAACUUCCGCGUGGAAUCCCCCACCGGGGCCAAGAAAGCUACAUGGGGAUUUGAUGUACUUGUAUGUGGUAACGAUGGAAGAGAAGAGAUUACACAUUUCGGCAUGCCCUCGGGGAUUCUUCAUCAAUCAAUCAACAGAUGAUGUGUUCGAACCGCGUCCGGACAAUCCUAGCUAUCUGUGCCAUUCAUUGAUUGAUUUGCUGUCGCAGAUUUCACCCACUUUCCGUCGGUGCUUUGCGCAAAUGCAGAAGAAGCGCACCCAGCGGCAUCCGUUUGAACGGGUUGCGACGCCAUAUCAGGUUUACACCUGGUCUGCUCCGGCUCUGGAACACACCAUCGAUGCCAUCCGUGCGGAGGACACUUUUUCCUCUAAGCUUGGGUAUGAGGAACACAUCCCAGGGCAGACGAGAGAUUGGAAUGAGGAACUGCAGACAACUCGGGAGCUGCCAAGGGAAACCCUUCCGGAACGGUUACUCCGUGAACGUGCCAUAUUUAAGGUUCAUAGUGAUUUCGUGACGGCAGCUACUCGCGGUGCUAUGGCUGUGAUUGAUGGAAAUGUGAUGGCGAUCAACCCGGGAGAGGAUGCCAAGAUGCAGAUGUUCAUCUGGAAUAACAUCUUCUUCUCGCUUGGGUUCGAUGUGAGAGAUCACUAUAAGGAGCUGGGUGGAGAUGCUGCGGCAUUUGUUGCCCCAAGAAACGAUCUGCACGGAGUGCGAGUGUAUUCCGCAGUGGAUGUCGAAGGAUUGUACACGUUGGGAACGGUGGUCAUUGACUACCGUGGAUAUCGAGUCACUGCUCAGUCGAUUAUUCCUGGCAUCUUGGAACGCGAACAAGAACAAUCCGUUGUGUAUGGGUCGAUCGACUUCGGAAAGACGGUGCUGUCGCACGAGAAAUACUUGGAACUGCUCAACAAUGCCGGAAAGCAUCUGAAAAUACUACCACACAGUGUCUUAAACGAUAAGGAGGAAGAGAUUGAACUGUGCUCGUCGGUUGAGUGUAAGGGUAUCAUCGGAAACGAUGGACGUCACUACAUUCUGGAUCUGUUGAGAACUUUCCCCCCGGAUGUAAACUUCUUGAAGUUGGACGAGGAACUGAGCAAGGAUUGCAAGGCACUUGGCUUCCCGAUCGAACACAAGCACAAACUGAGCUGUCUGCGUCAGGAACUGCUGGAGGCAUUCGUCGAGAGUCGAUAUCUCAUGUUCAUCAAGCAUGCUGCCUUCCAGCUGCAGCAGCUGAACACCGCCAAGCUAAAGCAGAAACAGGAAACUAAGGAUCCCAAGGACAGCGAGAAGAAGGAGGACACAAAAGCAAUCGAACCAGCGCCAACGCCUAAAGAGGCCGCUAAGAGUGAUACAGCAGAAUCGAACAAUAACGCCGAAUCGAAGGAGGAGGCUGCGAAGGAGGAAGAUGCAACUGAAAAGCCGAAGGAGAAGUCUUCCGCAAUGCCAAAGGUUGAAACGGAGGAAGCCAAAAAAUUGAUGGAAUCGUUGCUUUCCAGUGACGAGAAGAAUGAAAGCAAAGAGGUUGUGAAACGUGCCUGCGAAGCGGUCGGAUCGUUGAAGGAAUACGAGUUUGAUAUCCGUUUCAAUCCGGAUGUUUACUCGCCGGGAAUCAAGCACGUGGAAAAUCCGAAUGCAGCCAACUCGCUGAAGAAGCAGAAGCAACUGGUGAAGGACGCUGCCGAGUUCCUUGUCAAACACCAAAUCCCAAGCUUCGUUCAUGACUGUCUGGACCACACUGCUGCCCCAAUGGACGGAACUACCCUCACGGAAACUCUCCACAGUCGCGGAAUUAAUGUACGCUAUUUGGGCAAAGUUGCCAACCUGUUGGCCAAGAUUAAGCAAUUGGAAUACCUGCACACGAUUGCCGUCUCGGAGUUGAUCAUCCGAGCUAUCAAGCACAUCUUCACCAGCUAUAUGCAGAACACCGAAAUGAUGAGCAUGGCAGCAGCCAUCAGCCAUUUCCUGAACUGCUUCCUAACGACCACUGCAACAGUGUCGCACUCUGGAAGCUCGUUGGAAUCGGAUGCUCUUACAAAAUCUGGAUCAUCCGGCGGCAAGCAGCAGCGUCGCCAGAAUAAGCGUUCUUCCGGUGGUAAAAGCGGAAAACCCUCAUUCCAGUGCACUCAGGACAGCAACGAAUGGCAGCUACUCACACCCAAAUCUCUCUGGUCCCAGAUUCAACAGGAGCUCAAAUCCUACUGGGACUACGAGCUACUUCCAGCUGGAGUGCAUGAUUCCGCCGAUCCCAUAGUGGCUCACUAUCGGCUGCAAAAAAUCAGCUUGUUGCGUGCAUUUUGUCUCAAGACUGGCGUUCAGAUUCUGCUCAGGGAGUACAACUUCGAGAUGAAGAACAAGUCAACCUUCGCCGAGAAUGACAUCGUCAAUGUGUUCCCCGUCGUUAAACACAUCAACCCGAGGGCUUCCGAUGCGUACAACUUCUACACAACCGGACAGAGCAAGAUCCAGCAGGGUUACUUCAAGGACGGAUACGAUUUGAUCAGCGAGGCGCUGAAUCUGUUGAACAACGUUUACGGGGCAAUGCAUCCGGAGAAUGCUCAAUGCUUGCGCAUGUUGGCCCGCUUGAGUUACAUCAUGGGUGAUCCACAGGAGGCGCUUGCCAUCCAACAGCGAGCAGUGCUGAUGAGCGAGCGGGUUAACGGUAUUGAUCAUCCGUACACGAUUGCUGAAUAUGCACCACUUGCAUUGUAUUGUUUCGCUAAUAGUCAAAUUAGCACUGCCCUCAAGUUGCUGUACCGUGCGCGGUACCUGGCUACGAUUGUGUGCGGUGAGAAUCACCCGGAUAUUGCCCUGUUGGAUAGCAACAUCAGCUUGAUUCUGCAUGCCGUUGGAGAGUACGAGCUUUCGCUGCGCUUCCUGGAGCACGCCCUGGCACUGAACAUCAAGUACUACGGCGAGAAGUCGCUGAAGGUUGCCGUCAGCUACCACCUGGUGGCACGGACGCAGAGCUGCAUGGGCGAUUUCCGAUCAGCGUUGAACAACGAGAAGGAAACCUAUGCCAUCUACAAGCAACAGCUCGGUGAAAACCACGAAAAGACCCAGGAAUCGUCCGAAUGUCUGCGGCAUCUGACCCAACAGGCGGUGGUGCUGCAGAAGAAGAUGAACGACAUCUACUCGAAUGGCAAGCUGACCAGCGGGCUGCCACCGAUCCACAUUCAGCCGCCGUCGAUGGGUUCCGUGCUGGACAUGCUGAACGCGAUCAACGGUAUUAUCUUCGUACAAAUUAGCUCCAAAGAGAUUGCCAAUCUGAAGAACGAAAUUGAAAAGCGCCAAAAGGAGGGCGGCACUUCGGAACAGGCUGCCGCUGUGCAAGCCAGCCAGGAGGAAGUCGAUCGCAUGCUCACCGAAACAAUGGCCAAAACCGCCGCCGGAAUCCCAUUCGAGGAGCAUGACAAGCAUGAACUUCCCGUGGCUACCGAUGCCAGCAGUAGUAGUAGUAAGCAGGAGGACAAAAAGGACGACAGCAGCAGCAGCAGCAGCAGUAAAUCGUCCAAGGCGUCCGAGCAGCAGGUAAGCUGAAAGAAAGGCCCAUCUUGCCGCUUCCGGCAGUAGUUAGCGACUGUUGUCCGGAGGAACACUUUCUUAUAUCGGUACAUUAUACUACAAUAAUCAUCAGCUGAAAGAAAGGAUUUUCUUAAGUCGCGUCGUUAGUUUGCCCGUUUGUUUCAUUAGUCAUCGCGCUCUGAUAGACAGAGUCGCUUAGGUUGUUUAACUAUAGUUAUCAAUAUUGUUUCAUUUCGCAGUAUGUAUUCUAAAUUUUUUUUUGUUUCUUUCACUGAACUAGCUAUUUCUCUAGAAAUUUAGAGCCUUUAGAGCUGAGAAACGCACACAACUUUUCUGAUCUAAACAUAUACCUAAUACAAAUACUACUUCUACCUUCGUUUGAAGGAAAUGUGCUUUAUGGAAUGUCUGAGUUUGCAAUAUUUUAGAAUGAACGCUGAACCAAAAACCGAGCAAAUCGAACGCGGUCAAUAAACUCGUGCAAUAGAAGGACUAAAUAAAAUGUCUCUAAAAGAGUAAUCAUCACCUUGCAAUAAAACUAAUCCAAGCCAUCGAAUCUGAAGGAAUCUUGUUUUCGAACAGUUGAAAUCGCACUAAUAUCCGCUCUAGUCAGCGUGUCGCACUCGUACGCAGUACAACUAUUGUUUGAUCAGGCUAACAUAGCCCAUCAUAUCCCUCCCACUCGAACUGAAUUCACUCACGAAAUCGCCGAUGAUUUAUAUAAAAAGCCAAAUCGUACGCAGCAGUUGAUCAGGCGGAGCGAAUAUCAUUCUAAACUAGCCGAAAACACUACAAGCAUAUUAUAGGUUCUAGAGAAAGAUACCUACCUACUGGAUAAGAUAAGAAAUCGCUAAGAGAUCAGCGUGUCAAACUUGGAACGUCAAAUAGAAUUUUAUAGCGGAGACAAAUUAGGUAGUCUUACGAUUUUGCACACUAAUGGAAUACACACAAACUCAAUAAAACAUUAUACAAACCAGCAAACAAUACGUAGGUGUGUAGUUAGUCAAGUAGAAGUUGGAACUCGUAGAACAUCGUAGGCUUUCAAAUUGUGAACCGAUAAGUCCAGACACAAAUAACGUGAAAUGAAACCCCGAAUAAACAUAACAUAACAAAACAAAUAAGGCCCAAAGUUUAAGACAGGAUGUGUUAACAUUAUUGAGCAGCAGGCAGCAGGUUUGAAAAGAUGCGCCGCGGUCAAGCUUUAGUUGGAUUUGUCCGGAUUCCGGCGAAAUAAAAUGCAAGACAAGA